GUUCAGCAUGGAAUAAAAGCAAUGGAAUCACAAGUACCACCUCUCCAUACUGGUUCUUCCAUGGUGAGCGUUCAAGAGCUCAUCAAAGAAACCAUGGGGGCAGUUCCAGAGAGGUAUGUUCGUCACGACCAAGAACCGCAAAUCAUCUCUGAUAAUGGAAGAACUGAAACGCCAAUUGUUCCGGUCAUUGACUUGGGCAAAUUGUCGUCGGACCAAACUGUGUGUGAUCCUGAAUUGGAGAAAUUGCAUGAGGCUUGCAAAGACUUGGGUCUCUUUCAGCUGGUUAACCAUGGGAUAGGUCCUCUGCUGGAGGAUCUAAGGCAUGAAAUCGAAGAGUUUUUCAAGCUUCCCUUGUCGGAGAAAAUGAAGUUCGAGGUAAGGACCGGAGAGGUUGAAGGUUAUGGGAAUAUCAAACGACCAGAAGAAAAGCUUGACUGGGGUGAUAGGUUCUUCAUGAUAGUCAACCCCGUCGUCAAAAGGAGACCUCAUCUCUUUCCGGAGCUCCCUCAGCCACUCAGAAACACCUUAGACUCUUACAUUAAGGAGACGCAAAAGCUGGCCAUGCAGCUACUUCGCUUGAUUUCAAAAUGCCUAGGCAUCGAGAUAAAUGAGAUGAAAGAGUUAUUUGACGAUGGCUUUCAAGCUAUGCGGCUGACGUACUAUCCUCCAUGCCCACAGCCGGAGGUUGUUGUCGGGAUGACACCGCACUCGGAUGCUACUGGCAUCACCAUCCUCCACCAAAUCAACAGUGUCGACGGCUUCCAAAUUAAAAAGGAUGGAGUUUGGACACCUGUUCACAUUCUACCAAAUGCAUUUGUGGUGAAUGUGGGAGAUGUCAUGGAGAUUCUUAGCAAUGGUCUUUACAAAAGCAUGGAGCACAGAGCCGCAGUGAACACGACAAGAGAAAGGAUCUCAAUUGCUAUGUUCUUCAACCCUAAGCCAGACUCAGAAAUUGGCCCAAUCCAAUCUCUGACGACUGCGGAAAGUCCAGCGUUGUUUAGAAGGAUAAAGUUGGAGAAAUAUGUCAAAGGCUACUUUGCCCAGAAUCUUGAUGGAAAGUCAUAUUUAGAGAGGAUGAAGCUUCAACCGGAGAAGGCUGUUGCAUUUCAAGUGGAGUGAACGAGAAGGAUUUAGGAAGGCCCUUGUUUGCCAAGCUUUGUUGACGAGCCAAACAUACUUAAGCAUCCAAUAAGAAUUUGUCAUAUCAUGUUAUAUAU
Molecule: messenger RNA, 1217 nt
Organism: Syzygium oleosum
Lineage: Eukaryota; Viridiplantae; Streptophyta; Magnoliopsida; Myrtales; Myrtaceae
Product: protein SRG1-like
Exons: 4
Coding region: 22-1119 (365 amino acids)
Source: RefSeq, a predicted model, not a curated record